Aureococcus anophagefferens is the source of this 808-nucleotide messenger RNA. RefSeq lists its product as hypothetical. Gene Ontology annotation, biological process: regulation of endocytosis; regulation of ARF protein signal transduction. Gene Ontology annotation, cellular component: Golgi membrane. Gene Ontology annotation, molecular function: GTPase activator activity. The transcript has a single exon. The annotation marks the transcript as partial. Lineage: Eukaryota; Pelagophyceae; Pelagomonadales; Pelagomonadaceae. The record is from RefSeq and is a predicted model, not a curated record.
CCGACACCUGGACACGCCGGGCGACGCGCAGCUUUUAGGGUCGGGUCGCGAGCCCCGGCGCCGUCCGCGACCGCCAUGGCCAUGUCGAUGACGCCGGCGAUGCAGGCGGAGAUCAAGAUCCUGCCCGGCAACGACCGCUGCGUCGACUGCGGGGGCCCGCACCCGCAGUGGGCGUCCGUGACCUUCGGCGCGCUCAUGUGCCUCGAGUGCUCCGGGGCGCACCGGGGCAUGGGCGUCCACAUCUCCUUCGUGCGGUCCGUGACCAUGGACUCGUGGAACGAGAAGCAGCUCGCGCUCAUGAAGGGCGGCGGCAACGCGGAUCUGAUCGCGUUUUGGAAGAAGCACGGCGUCGACCCGCGCAUGCCCCACAACGCCAAGUACCACGAGCCGGCGAGCGAGCUCUACAAGGACCGGCUCCGGGCCAAGGUCGAGGGCAAGCCCCUGCCGACGCAGCUGCCCCAGCGCAAGGCCGCGCCGGCGUCUUGCUACGACGCGCCGGGCGGCGGGUCCAUGUCCGCCGGGGGCUUCGGCGGCGGCGACACCAAGGGCGCCGAGGCCCUCAAGGGCGAGACGGAGGACCAGUACGUCGCGCGCCAGCGGCGCCUCCAGGCGGAGGCGCGCGAGCGCAUGCGCGCCAAGUUCGGCGGCGGCGGCAUGGGCGGCGUCGGGUCCAACAGCGACUACAACCCGGCGACGGGCGGCUACGGCGCCGGCGGCGGCCUGUCGCUGGGCGGCGUCGGCGACAAGCUCAAGGGCUGGGGCGCCGCGGCGGGCGCGGGCCUCGGCAACGUCGGCGCGGCGCUCGGCG